GUGUGCGAGGAGAUCCUCGAGUGCUUGGAAGUGCUUCCGUAGCCGGUGCGCAAGCAGCUCCUCGAUUGCAAGUUGUGCGGUCUCGCGAGGAGUAGCUCUUCGUGUGUGUGGAUCACCUCCUGUGUGACGGUGGAUCAAGCGCUCCAGCGAGGAUGGUGGUCAAGGUUGGCAUCAAUGGGUUCGGCCGAAUUGGAAGGCUGGUCCUGAGGGCUUCCCUCAACCACCCCAACGUGCAGGUCGUKGCUGUGAACGACCCCUUCCUGGAUCCCGAGUACAUCGUCUACCUCUUCAAGUACGACACCGUGCACGGCAAGUACAAGGGCGAAGUCGGUCUGUCUGCUGACAASAAGCUGGUCGUCGAUGGCAAGGAGAUCGCCAUCUUCGCUCUCAGAGACCCUGCGGCGAUCCCAUGGGGACAGGCAGGUGCCGAGUAUGUGGUGGAGUCCACCGGCGUGUUCACGGACAAGGACAAGGCGGCUGCUCAUCUGAAGGGCGGCGCCAAGAAGGUGGUCAUCUCUGCUCCCUCUGGCAACGCCCCGAUGUUCGUUAUGGGCGUGAACGAGGAGAAGUACACGCCCGAUCUGGACGUCAUYUCCAACGCGAGCUGCACUACCAACUGCCUGGCGCCGCUGGCCAAGGUCAUGAACGACAACUUCGGCAUCGUCGAGGGCCUGAUGACCACCGUACACGCCGUGACGGCCACGCAGAAGACGGUGGACGGGCCAUCUGGCAAGGACUGGCGGGGCGGGCGCGGRGCCGGGUUCAACAUCAUUCCCAGCGGAACGGGCGCCGCGAAAGCSGUGGGCAAGGUUCUUCCCGAGCUGAAUGGCAAGCUGACGGGCAUGGCUUUCCGUAUCCCCACGGCUGACGUGUCGGUGGUCGAUCUGACGGUGAGGCUGGCGAAGAGCGCGACGUACGAGGAGAUCAAGGCUGUGAUUAAGAAGGCCUCGGAGGGCGAUCUGAAGGGUAUCUUGGGGUACACGGAGGACGAUGUGGUGUCGUCCGAUUUCAUCGGCGAUGUUAGGUCGAGCAUCUUCGACGCCAAGGCGGGCAUUGCCCUGAGCGGCAACUUCGUGAAACUGGUGUCCUGGUACGACAACGAGUGGGGAUACUCCAACCGCGUGGUGGAGUUCAUUGAGCACAUCUCCAAAGCUUGAUUAAGAGAGUGUGCAUAGGUAGCAGGUAUUUAGGAGUGUACAUGGGAUGUUGGCUUCGAGAGUAUCGGCUGCACCAUCGGCAGUCGCCGACCACGGAGCGUGGCGUAUGCGAUUUGGUUCGGCCGUUUCAUUGUUGCGCGUUUUCGUUGCAUUGUAGUUGGGUAGUCUGGGGAUUAGGAAGGGUUUCAGGUUGAGCACCAAUCAAUUACAUUAGGUCGUUUCUUCUUGAUCGUUGAUGAUCCUGCUAGGAUUGUGGUUGAAUAGAUGGAGUGGUAGUUAGGUUUAGUGGGUUCUCUUCUCGCUGCCUGCGCCAGUACUUCGGCGAGAACCGAGUCUUUUGUCGCACCUCAGUUUCUGUCAUUUUCAGUCGUUUCCAGGGAGGAGAAUGGCGGACGAAAGUCGGGAAGGGAUGGUUAGCAUUGGUAUUUUAACCGCUUCUUGAUGUUUCCUAACAGCGGUGUCUGUCUGUUAACUCGUCUUGUUCAGAGCGGCUGAAACUCAAUUUCACACCGAUCUCAUUUCUGAGAGAUUGUCUGUGUGACGGCUGCUCUUGGCGUC
Chara braunii is the source of this 1715-nucleotide messenger RNA. Lineage: Eukaryota; Viridiplantae; Streptophyta; Charophyceae; Charales; Characeae. The record is from the annotation of a GenBank genome assembly.